This is a messenger RNA of Planococcus citri (citrus mealybug), 4175 nucleotides long. RefSeq lists its product as uncharacterized. Gene Ontology annotation, biological process: lipid catabolic process. Lineage: Eukaryota; Metazoa; Arthropoda; Insecta; Hemiptera; Pseudococcidae. The record is from RefSeq and is a predicted model, not a curated record. Gene Ontology annotation, molecular function: lipase activity. The transcript is spliced from 11 exons. Bases 828 to 4067 code for a protein of 1079 amino acids.
AGUCGACCGAUAGGAUGUGUGCAUGGGAAUGGAAUGGAUUGGAUUGGGUUAAUGAGAAUGUGUAACUUUGAUCGUCGACUCGGCACUCGGCACUCGGCUAGGUACACCGCCGCGUGAAUUGUCGUUAUCAUAACUGUAAGAAUCCGCCAAGUACAUACUCGUACUACUCGUACAACGAAAGCGAGGUAAGCGUAAGUACUCGUACGACGGCAACUCCGACUCCGACUACGGGUAUUAGAAAGUCACAAGUCAAUGCUAUUUUGACGAGUACGGUAGCUUUUCGAUGUGCGGUCUGUGUUCCAGUGCCAGUGCCAGUGCCAGUGCCAGUGCGGAUUCUCUGCUGUUAUCACUUAUCAGCAAAACAGUGCGGCUUCUUUGAAAAGUUUGGCGACUAAUCGGCGACAUUUCACUCGUACCUACUCAUUUGCGUGUCGAUAAUUUUGCGCGAAUUUUAUUAUCAUUUUUUUCAAUUUUUUUUCUCACAUAAGUCGAUUUUUUUAAAAUCAUAAAUUCAUUUUUUUUCAAAAGUGAUUCGAUAAUUUGACCGAUUUUUUUUGUGCUCAAAUACGUAUCUGAAUCUGACCGAGUGCAUUGUCGCGUUGAAUUUUCGUAGUGCGCUGUAUUCAAAUUCACCCACUAUCCGAUGAAUCUGAAAUUAGGUUACUCGUAAGGAGAUGAAGUUUCCGUCGUCAUGGAAGAUGAUCGGCGUACUUGCGGUGUAAAAAAAAAGAAAAAAAGAAACGAGUACGAUAAAAUUGAAAUACUGCACGGCGCCGCGACCCCGCCAAAGGGCGACAUAAUCCGCCGAUGGAUCGUAGAAGGUGAAAAUGAAGACUGCCAGUUCGCUACUCGUCAGUCAGUUAAAUCAAAAAUAUACCAAAGGGCCAUUCUCAGACGAGAUGAUAAGAAAGAAAAAACGAAAAAGACCUUGGUGGAGGGAGAAAAUUCAAUCGACUGCCUUUUUUACAAUUAUUUUAUUUAUAGCGUUUGAUUUAACUUCGGCAUCGUCGCAUGAUGACGAUCGUAACGGUUGGCUGUCUGCAAAUAAUGUGUUCACCUAUCAUAAUGGGAUAAAUAAUGAAAUUGAUGUACCAAGGACUGAUAUAGACGAAAAAGGCGUCGUCGGCGGCGGCGGUGGUACUCCGUGGGCGAGUGCUUCUGAAGAAGCGUUCGAUGAACGACGAGACGCUGAGAUAUUUCGCGCCGUAGUGUAUUCGAUAGCCGAUUGGAAGGAAAGGCAGCGAAUUCGCCACGCCAAAGAACAAAAUCACGGUAAAUUACGUAAAAAACGAUCUCAAGACGAUAGUAAAUCGAACAGUAGCGAAAAAGAAAAAAAGCUAGACGAUGAAACGGCAGAAAAAGAACCAUUAAAAGUAUGCUACGACGAAUUAGGUUGUUUUCAAGAAGCCGGUUAUAUCGAUUUAUUGCCAAACUCUCCCGAAGAAGUAAAUACUAGGUAUUUGCUUUAUAAUUCGCGUCGUAGUCGAGGCGAUACGCCAUUGUUGGACGUAUCCGCUCAAAAUAUCUCUUCGAUAUGGGAAUGGGCUGGCAAAGCUUUCAAUGUCUCAGCACCUACCAAAGUCAUCAUUCACGGUUUCGGCAGCUCGUGCUCCAAUGUCUGGGUCUACGAGAUGAGAUCUGCCCUAAUGUCUGUGGAAGAAUGUAACAUAAUCUGCGUAGAUUGGGAAGCCGGCGCGACGAUACCAAAUUACGUUAGAGCAGCAGCCAAUACGAGAUUGGUGGGAAAACAAGUGGCCAUAUUAUUGUCCGGACUGGAGAAAUAUGUAAAUUUAUCCGUACGUAACGUACAUGUGAUCGGAUUCAGUUUAGGAGCGCAUGUAGCCGGCUUUGCUGGAUCGGAAUUGAAAAACCUUAGUCGAAUUACAGGACUCGAUCCAGCCGGACCGUUGUUCGAAAGUCAAGACAGAAGAGCUCGUUUAGACUCGAUGGAUGCUCAAUUCGUCGACGUAAUUCAUUCAAACGGGGAAAAUCUGAUAUUGGGAGGACUAGGCGCCUGGCAGCCGAUGGGGCACGUUGACUUUUACCCAAACGGUGGCAGAAUGCAGAAAGGAUGUACGAAUCUGUUUGUGGGCGCUGUUUCCGACAUGAUUUGGUCGACCAUUUACGUUUCAGCCGCUAACGAAGUUUAUGGAAGGAGUCUGUGUAAUCAUAGAAGAGCGUAUAAAUUUUUCACCGAUAGUGUAUCGCCAAAAUGUCAGUUUCCGGCGGUGCCGUGCGAGUCGUACGAUCAUUUUAUCGAAGGGAAGUGUUUCCCGUGUCAGAAUUUAAAAGACUGUAAUAAUAUGGGUUAUUAUGCCGAUAAAUUCUCUGGCCGAGGUACUUUGUAUCUUUUAACCAGAGAUGAAGAACCUUUCUGCGCAAAUCAAUAUAUGGUAAAAGUUGAAAAUUCACCCGAUAAGGACCCAUCAUCGGUGGAAAAAUCGGUGACAUUUGGAAAAAUCCAAAUCACUCUAAUCGGAGACUUGGAACUGAACGAAACUUUCGUCAUAACUCAGAAGAAAGAUGAAAAAUUGAUCAGCGGAGAUUCCGUAAGCAGAAUAAUAGUACCGCAUCCCGCGUUGCAGAAUUUUUUAGAAAUUCAAGUACUCUACGUAGCUUAUAACGGAUGGUUAUCCAGCGGUACGUCGAAAUGGCGAAUAAAUAAAAUUUCUCUCACCAACAGCUACGGCCAUGUAUUAUCAGCUUGCAGAGAAGAUCUAGUAUUAGAAACCGGUGUUCCCGUUAUUCUCGAAUUAGUGCCCAGAAAUUGCAACAUACAUGAAAUAAAUCAAACUUUUACUAGCGUUGAAAUGAAUAACGCGGGCUUCGCGAACGAAUUUCAUCGCAACAAAAGCUACGAAAAUACGUACCCCAGAACCCAAGUGGUCCGCAUCGGCAACGAAAUUCUAACGAAUCGCAACCACAGCGGUAGCAGCAAUAUCGAUAAUGUUACUAAAAUCGGUAUCGGCGUUACCGAAUACAUAAACGAUCCUUGGAAACAGAAAGGAGACCUGGCCGAAGUACCUUCCAAUUUACACAAUCAUUUAGACGAUACGAAAUUCGACAACGGCGGUGCCCGGCAUUUAAAGUACAUAAACGCCGUCGACGUGGAAAAAUCGUCCAACCAGUCACUAGAUAUCUCUUCAACGAGCAGCGUCGCAUCCGAGGCGGACUCGUCGACGUCUAGAAAAAAAGAUAGCAACCCUUACGAAUUCGUUACCGAACAAUUAUCGGCUGCGGCUGCCGCUUCGGGCACUGUUGUUGUUUUAGAUUCGGAAGCGGCUAAAUUAGAAUCGGAGAUUACCGAACCGGUUCUAAAGCCGAGGGCAUCGGGUACGCUGAGGACCCGUAAAUCGCAACAUACGCACAGGCCGCAAUACGGUAAAUCGAUGAAUGUGGUGAAUCCUAACUGGCGAUCGACGUCGACUACUUAUGCGAAAGCUCUCGCUAAUACGAUAUUCUUAUCGCCGACGACUAUGUCGUCGCACUAUCAAAACUCCACCGUUGCGACCGGAUCCGGUUCGGCGGUCACCGGUUCUCCUUCGGAUAUCGUUAACGCAGCAGGCGGUAUUCGGUCGACGAAAAAUACCGAAGAGAAGCCUCGCAAAUACGAAGACGGUAAGAAUUCGUCGUCGUUGUUUGUCGUACAAUUCUUACCGCAAAAAUUGAUAUCGUUUUUCGAGCAAGCUGAGAGAUACGCUCGGAUGGCAUUUUUACCUUUUAUUACGCCUUCCGAACGUGACGGUGCUAAAAGCACCACUGAACGGUCUCGAAGAAUACGUACGUUUAGUACGAAUCGAUGGACCAACGUGGCUAGCAAAGAGACGUCUAACGAAAGACGCGACUUGAACGUAGACGAGACACGUAACGUUGCUCCUAUUGUGGUCGCAGCUCCUGCUAAAACCUCAGACUUUCCUUACGCUUUUCAUCAAUCUCGUAGUCAGUUAUGGCAGCAAAUGUCGUACGAAGAUAGCGAACGUAAAUAUAUACCUUUAACCGAACCUAAAACUACAUUCGAAGCUGAACAAUUAACCAGCAAUACUCGAUCGGAGGAUGAUCCGAAAUGAUUAUUUUUUUACAUGUACUUAUUUUAUACGAGUUUUUCUUUCCUAUAUGUUUCAAAUUAUGAUUACUAUUACUGUUUUGUAAUGAAAAUAAAACGUUGAAAACGAUAA